AUGUCUGAUGAGUGUCGUGUGUGUCUGCUGGGACUGAUCUUUCUCUCUUCACUUCUCACAGGUUCCAGCGGAGUGAAUGAUACUCAUGUGUUCAUCAGUUCUGGUGAAAAUGUCCGUCUGCCCUGCAAUAAUACUCUUCAUGACUGUAACUCAACUGCAUGGCUCUAUAAUAACAGAUUCAGAGAUUCAGAAACAGUUGAACUGAUUGAUUUAGGGAUAAAGAAGAAAGACACAGAGAGACAUGAGAGACUGAGUCUGGGGUCUGACUGCUCUCUGAACAUCAGGAACAUCACAAAAAAAGAUUAUGGAUCUUACACUUGCAGACAAUAUGUGAAUGGAGAACAAGGAACUGAUGCUCGAGUUUAUCUGCAUGUUCUUCAUGUCUCACAGACUGAGAUCAGUGCAGGUCUCUCUGUGACUCUCUCCUGUCAGUUGUUUUCAAAUGAUGGAGUCUCUUGUGAUGAUUGGAUCAGUUCUAAGAGAAUUCAGCUGUUCUGGGUGAAUCAGGCUGGUGUUAAACUGACGAGAUCACACUCCAGAUAUCAGAUAUUAUUCUCAUCAGAUCACUGUAUCAUCACUCUGAAUACAACACUCCUGAAUGAAGAUCACAACAGAGAGUGGAGAUGUGAAGUUACUCAGAGAGAUCAAGUCAAGACCUCAGUCACAUACACUGUCAAGAGUUCAGCUCAAUCUGAUUCAACAACAUCAGUGAUUCCAGUCAACAGCACAAACUCUCAGGAACCCUCAACUACAAACACACACACAACUAAAGGUACAUCAUCAGUGUCUUCCUCACACCAGUGCUUUACAGCAGCUCUCAGAUACUGUUUUCUUCUUAAAUCAGUCUCUAGAUAUAAUGAAUUCCUCUCUGAAGACAUUAAGAGAUGCAGUACAGAAUCACUAACUGUUCACUAUCAGUUUGAGAAACGGUUUAUUUGCUGGUUUAUUCUGAGCUCAGAAGAGUGUGACAGACAUUAACACACUGAUGCUGUCAGACACUUUGAUUUUGUGUGUACAGUGAGAUUGUGUCAGGAGAUAACUAACAAAAUACUACAGUAAAAGUAAAGUAAAGAAGUUUGUG
Molecule: messenger RNA, 1081 nt
Organism: Cyprinus carpio (common carp)
Lineage: Eukaryota; Metazoa; Chordata; Actinopteri; Cypriniformes; Cyprinidae
Exons: 4
Coding region: 1-978 (325 amino acids)
Biological process (GO): positive regulation of ERK1 and ERK2 cascade; T cell activation; interleukin-15-mediated signaling pathway
Cellular component (GO): membrane raft; external side of plasma membrane
Molecular function (GO): MHC class II protein binding; protein tyrosine kinase binding
Source: RefSeq, a predicted model, not a curated record